AUGAUCUCGUUUCGGAGUGUCUCUAUUGCAUUGCGUCCAUCGGCAUCCGCAUUCGGCCACAACUCUGUUCGCAAUGCCAGCCCAGUCCUUCUUGGGCGCCAGCAGAGGAAAGGCCUGGCAACUGCUUCAACACCCACCGACUUAGGGGCCACAAUGCCACCAAAUUACUCUGCUCGUGUUGGACAGCUCAAGACAUUCACCUUGCCUGAGAAGGUCACUGGAUGUCCCGGAGACAUUCAAAUGGGAAAAGACUUGGUCAACGCGUGGCGUGAAGAUGGUAUACUUCAAAUUGCAAUGGACCCUAAGCAGCAGGCUCUCUUCGACAAAGCGUUUGCUGCCAGUAAAAACUUUUUUGCUCUGCCCCCUAAACAAAAGGCGGCUUGUAUAGACAGUCAGAGCUAUGCCGGCUAUAUUGCCUCUGGAGAGGAAAUUACAGAUGGUAUUGCUGAUUAUUCAGAGAUCUUCACGGUUACAAAAGAUCUUCCUCUCGAUGAGCCUCGAGUGAAAGCCAAGUGGCCUUGCCACGGUCCCUGCCCUUGGACAGACAACGAGAUGAAGACCACUGUACAGCAGUAUAUGGAUUCCUUGGGUACUAGCGGAGAAAGACUGCUAGGGCUGAUUGAAUACGGACUUAACCUGGAGCCUAAGACUCUGACUGGCCUAACUCAGGACGGAUGGCACCACCUGCGUAUUUUGAGAUUCCCUCAAACCACCAACACCAACGGAAAAGGAAAAGAUGGUCGCGGCAUUGGGUCUCACACGGACUACGGCCUCUUGGUCAUUGCAGCCCAGGAUGAUGUCGGAGGUCUAUUCAUUCGACGCCCCUUCGACGACGAGAAGCUAGAGAAUUGGAAGAAGAGUGCCGCUGGUUUCCAAGAAAAUGAUGAACGAUGGGACUAUGUGCCUCCUGUACCUGGAGUCUUCACGGUCUUCCCAGGUGAUAUGAUGCAGUUCAUGACAAACUCCUACCUACCAUCUACCCCCCACAAGGUUGGCCUCAAUACUCGGGAACGAUACGCCUUUGCCUACUUCCAUGAGCCCAGCUUCCAAGCUGAGAUCAAACCAAUUCCUCAGCUUUAUGAUGGAAACCCUCCCGAUGAAAAAGUCCACUACGGAACCCACUUCACAAACAUGUUUAUGAGGAACUAUCCUGAUCGGAUUACAUCCGAGCGAAUUAUUAGAGAAGAUCGUAUGAAGAUUCUGGACCUGCCCGAGGUGCGAACUCGAUAA
Penicillium griseofulvum is the source of this 1230-nucleotide messenger RNA. Its product is annotated as isopenicillin N synthase family dioxygenase. Gene Ontology annotation, molecular function: dioxygenase activity. The coding region runs from base 1 to 1230 and encodes 409 amino acids. The transcript is spliced from 4 exons. The record is from RefSeq and is a predicted model, not a curated record. Lineage: Eukaryota; Fungi; Ascomycota; Eurotiomycetes; Eurotiales; Aspergillaceae.